UAAACUCGGCGAUGUACUUCACACGCGUUCUUCUUCUUGGAGUCACUUUGACAGCCAGUCUACCUAACGACAUACGAAGUGUGAAAUCUAAUGCCCUUUACCUACAUUCAGCAUCAACAGUUUCAACCACCGGUACGUCAACAGUCAUCUCUACUACCGACACGACUACAGACCAAACCAAAACUGCACCAAAAUCAGUACACUCGAGAGCUACAAGUACAGGAAUGAGAGUCCAUAGCACUAUAGCGAGAAAGUCCGUUACUGCUGAAAGCAUUUUGCCAACAUCUGAAACACCUUGUACAACUUCAUGGCCAUUGACCACUACAGGAGCAGCCACUAGUGGCACAACAUCACCUUCAAGACCAUUAAACAGGACUACGCGUACUGUCACCAAAAAAACAACAACCACUAGUGCCACAACCUCACCUUCAAGACCAUGGCCAUUGACCAGUACUACACAUACUGCCACCAAAAGAGCAACCACUAGUGCCACAACUUCACCAUCAAGACCAUGGCCACCGACAAGUAACACUAGUGCUACAACAUCACCUUCACCAUCGAGACCAUGGCCACCGACCAGUAACACUUCAGCUACAACAUCACCUUCACCAUCAAGACCAUGGCCACCGACCAGUAACACUAGCGCUACAACAUCACCUUCACCAUCAAGACCAUGGCCACCGACCAGUAACACUAGCGCUACAACAUCACCUUCACCAUCAAGACCAUGGCCACCGACCAGUAACACCACAACCAUGGCCACCGACCAGUAA
Corticium candelabrum is the source of this 773-nucleotide messenger RNA. RefSeq names its product mucin-2-like. Bases 12 to 773 code for a protein of 253 amino acids. The record is from RefSeq and is a predicted model, not a curated record. The transcript has 2 exons. Lineage: Eukaryota; Metazoa; Porifera; Homoscleromorpha; Homosclerophorida; Plakinidae.